AUGUAUCAUGAUCAACGCCGAUGGUCUGUUCCUUUUCAGGCUCAGGUCCUUGUGACAUUACUAGACCGUCAGUCAAAACCACCAACUAAACCAAUACGCCUAUUGGAAAGGUCAAUCCAUAGCAGUCGGUACUGUUUUACAGAAAAUAUGCACAAUAAUGGGAGUAUUUCAGAUGCUGACUAUGAAGAGCUCCUCAAAAUUUUCCAAUGGAUAUUGAAGAAUAAAAGUGGACCAGUAGAUCUAAUCGUAUAUUUACGUGCAAGUCCAACUGUUUGCUUCGAGCGUUUACGUGCUAGAAAUCGUUCUGGUGAAGAAGAUAUUCCUCUUAAAUACCUUGAAGAUUUGCAUGAAUUACAUGAAGCUUGGUUAAUUGAACGCCGUUUCGGUCAGCUACCUGCUCCUUUAUUAGUUACAUUUACAUCUGAUAUUAAUCAUUGCUAUUUUAGUCAUCAAACACAUUAUGAUACAAGGUUUAUUUGGAUAUAAAAACUGAUCCAUCUGACUAGAUGCCUUCUGUCUUGUGGUAUGUUGUUUUUCGCCUUAAUAUUAUGAAAAUGUAGUCAUUGUUUCUUUAAGUUUUGCCAGUAAAAUAAUAAAUAACAUAAAUAUCCGAACUUUAUUUCAAAAUGAUUUUUGUCAGGGACUAGUCUACUACAGUCAAAUUCAGUUGUACAGGGAAUAAAUAGUUAGGAGUUAUAUAUAAGUCAAGAAACCUUUGUCACCUAACUGACCAAGUCAAUGCUUAUUUAUUGAUGUCACAUUCCGACAUAAGCUAAUUAGUUGUUUUGUUCUAGUGCAAUACCUAUCAACAGUGUGCAUCCACGACCACCGGGGAUCAAACCCAUGACCUUCAAAUCUCAAUGGACGCGUAACAUAUAGACCUCUGAGGCGGUAUGUGAUUGCUCUCCCAACAAUAUCACCAGCACGUACUUCUAAACGAAGUUUAUUGCGUUAUGUUCUGUUGAGUUUGGAGACCACCGUCUAGUAUUGCGUACCAAGUCACCAAUAUGGAUCUUAUUUCUAUUUUUUGUGCAUCUCUUAUCUGUAAUUUCCUCCGUAACCUAGUGUCAUUGUAUUGACCGGUUACACGCCUCACCAGUACCGUUGAUUCUGAGCCAGUGCAGUUAAGUUCUUAUUUUUCCACUAUUCUCUAGCUUCUCUCCAUACCUCACCUUGAAUCUAAGAUGUCAGCAUCCAAAUUCGACUACAAUUAUCUUUCAAACAUACGUGGAUUUAUAUGAAAAUAUACUGAACCGCGUGAUACCAUGAAGUGGAACAUGCAAAUUACACGUAAACGAACCAAUAUGGGCUGUGAAUGGGGCGAAAUGUAAUUAGAUAGACUGACAAAUCAGGGAGACUAAGUCGUAUAAAAAUAGUUUAACCGAAGGCCUGUGAUAAAUGGAAUGUAUAUACAUAGUAACCAAUCUAUGUAAUUAUACAAUAAUAAUAUUCAUAGUAUUGAUAAUCCCUUAAUUAGAUCUUGGCGUUAACAUUCCUUUUCAUAAAUCACAUUUUGAAUUAACUGAUUAUUAAACUGUUUAACUCGUGAUAUUUUGUCGUUGGUGACCAAGCAACUCAGAAGUAGUGCUCACAAACAUGCUUCAUACCUCAUUCCAUUGAUUCGUUUCGAUUAGUUUAUUCUCAGUCUUUUUUAAUCAUAUGAUUGCCGCGAUAAAAUGUGAUUUCUGUAUUUUAAUAUAGGUAUUCGACUGUAAUGCACCAUUG
Schistosoma intercalatum is the source of this 1725-nucleotide messenger RNA. The record is from the annotation of a GenBank genome assembly. Lineage: Eukaryota; Metazoa; Platyhelminthes; Trematoda; Strigeidida; Schistosomatidae.